Messenger RNA from Penaeus monodon (black tiger shrimp), 537 nucleotides. Its product is annotated as keratin-associated protein 6-2-like. The record is from RefSeq and is a predicted model, not a curated record. The transcript has 2 exons. NCBI's taxonomy places the organism in Eukaryota, Metazoa, Arthropoda, Malacostraca, Decapoda, Penaeidae. The coding region runs from base 38 to 529 and encodes 163 amino acids.
CUCUUGAUUAUCGCUCAGUCGACUUUUGGAAGCAGAGAUGUUCACAGUAAAGAUUAUGUGGGUAGUUGUCCUAGCGGCAUGUGCCCGAGCUGAAGGCGGGCAUGGCGGCGUCAUCGGGGGGCACGCACUGAGCCACGCCAGCCACGGCGGAGGGUACGCAAGCGGCCCUGGGAGGUUUGGGCCCUUUGCAAGCCACGUCCGUGGAGUCGGAGGCUUCCACGGAGGCGCUCUCGGGAUCUACGGAGGAGGCUACGGAAGAGGCUACGGAGGGGGGUACGGAGGAGGCUACGGUUACGGUGGGUAUGGAGGUUAUGGCGGCGGCUAUGGAGGCUACGGAGGAGGCUAUGGUAGUUACGGAAGCGGACACCGAGGGGGGCACCAUGGGGGGAAUUAUGGGACUUACAGCAGCGCCAGAGGGACCAGCCACUUCAACCUCGGACGAAGGCUGCCCCACACAGGCUCUGGAGGCAGAUAUCUGGGCCACCGAGGCGGCUUCGCUGGUGCUUAUGUGUAUGGGUUUGGCAAGUGAUUGAAGCU